Sciurus carolinensis (gray squirrel) is the source of this 2794-nucleotide messenger RNA. RefSeq names its product fizzy and cell division cycle 20 related 1 (gene Fzr1). Gene Ontology annotation, biological process: anaphase-promoting complex-dependent catabolic process; positive regulation of anaphase-promoting complex-dependent catabolic process; positive regulation of ubiquitin protein ligase activity. The coding region runs from base 299 to 1780 and encodes 493 amino acids. The transcript is spliced from 15 exons. Gene Ontology annotation, cellular component: anaphase-promoting complex. NCBI's taxonomy places the organism in Eukaryota, Metazoa, Chordata, Mammalia, Rodentia, Sciuridae. The record is from RefSeq and is a predicted model, not a curated record. Gene Ontology annotation, molecular function: protein binding; ubiquitin ligase activator activity; anaphase-promoting complex binding.
AGGGAGGGAGCCGGGAGGCCGCGGAGCAGCGAGCGCCGCCAUAUUAGGCACCGCGGAGCCCGGGAACCCGUCAGCGGCGGCCGCGGCCGGGCCUGGCGGAGCUGCGGGGGCCGGAGGCGGGUGCGGCACGGCGCCGGGAGAGGCGGGGCCGGCGGGAGCCAGCGGGCGACGGGAGCGAGCCAGAGCCCGCCCUGGCGACCCGGAUGCCUGUCCAGUGUGUGCUGUGGUGAGGGCCGGGGCAAGCCCAGAACCAAAGCCCCCAGGCUGACUCAGCUGGCAGGCCCUGCCCUGCCCCACCAUGGACCAGGACUAUGAGCGGCGGCUGCUCCGUCAGAUCGUCAUCCAGAACGAGAACACGAUGCCUUGUGUCUCAGAGAUGCGACGCACCCUGACACCCGCCAGCUCCCCGGUGUCCUCCCCCAGCAAGCACGGGGACCGCUUCAUCCCCUCACGUGCCGGGGCCAACUGGAGCGUGAACUUCCACAGGAUCAACGAGAACGACAAGUCUCCCAGCCAGAACCGCAAAGCCAAAGACGCCACCUCGGACAGCGGCAAAGACGGCCUGGCCUACUCAGCCCUGCUGAAGAACGAGCUGCUGGGAGCGGGCAUCGAGAAGGUGCAGGACCCGCAGACCGAAGACCGCAGGCUGCAGCCCUCCACGCCGGAGAAGAAGGGCCUCUUCACGUAUUCCCUCAGCACCAAGCGCUCGAGCCCGGACGAUGGCAACGACGUGUCCCCGUACUCCUUGUCUCCCGUCAGCAACAAAAGUCAGAAGUUACUCCGGUCUCCGCGGAAACCCACCCGCAAGAUCUCCAAAAUCCCCUUCAAGGUCCUGGAUGCUCCUGAGCUGCAGGACGACUUCUACUUGAACCUGGUGGACUGGUCGUCCCUGAACGUGCUCAGCGUGGGGCUGGGCACCUGUGUGUACCUGUGGAGCGCGUGCACCAGCCAGGUGACGCGGCUCUGCGACCUCUCCGUGGAAGGGGACUCUGUGACCUCCGUGGGCUGGUCUGAGCGGGGGAACUUGGUGGCCGUUGGGACACACAAGGGCUUUGUGCAGAUCUGGGACGCUGCUGCGGGGAAGAAGCUGUCCAUGCUGGAAGGCCACACGGCACGCGUGGGGGCCCUGGCCUGGAACGCUGACCAGCUGUCCUCCGGGAGCCGGGACCGCAUGAUCCUGCAGCGGGACAUCCGCACUCCACCCCUGCAGUCGGAGCGGCGGCUGCAAGGUCACCGGCAGGAGGUGUGCGGACUCAAGUGGUCCACGGACCACCAGCUACUCGCCUCUGGGGGCAACGACAACAAGCUGCUAGUCUGGAACCACUCGAGCUUGAGUCCCGUGCAGCAGUACACGGAGCACCUGGCAGCUGUGAAGGCCAUCGCCUGGUCCCCACACCAGCACGGCCUGCUGGCUUCGGGCGGGGGCACGGCCGACCGCUGCAUCCGCUUCUGGAACACGCUCACGGGGCAGCCGCUGCAGUGCAUCGACACGGGCUCCCAGGUGUGCAACCUGGCCUGGUCCAAGCACGCCAACGAGCUGGUGAGCACCCACGGCUACUCCCAGAACCAGAUCCUCGUGUGGAAGUACCCGUCCCUGACCCAGGUGGCCAAGCUCACUGGGCACUCCUACCGCGUCCUCUACCUGGCAAUGUCCCCUGACGGGGAGGCCAUCGUCACUGGUGCUGGAGACGAGACCCUGAGGUUCUGGAAUGUCUUCAGCAAAACCCGCUCGACCAAGGAGUCCGUGUCUGUGCUCAACCUCUUCACCCGGAUCCGGUAGAGCCGCGCAGGGCGCCAGCCUCCUGCAGGGCAGACCCUGCUCCUCCACUCGCAUGGACCUGCCGCCCGCACACAGCCCAGAGGACGCAGCGGGAGGGCGGGAGCUGGGCCUGGAGAGUCUGAUUAAACGCCUGAUUGUGAACCAUGUCCACCAGUAUUUGGGGCGGGGACCGGGGCCAGCACCCUCGCGGCGGCCGAGACCCAGUGCAGCCCGUCGGCGCUCAGAGCGGGAUGGACGCCGCUGGGACCUGCCUGCUUGUGUCCUCGCCUCGCUGGGCUGCAUGUUCUCCUGGAAGCACGUGCCCCCCGCACACUGCCUGCUGCGUCAGCCGGCCAAGGGGCAGCCAGGCAGGAGGCCCGAGACCCCGCGCCCAGCCGGAACCGCGCGGCGCGGCCUGGCCAGAGGAGCCCUGGGCAGCAGCGUCUUCACAGCCGCUUCUGUGGCCGCCCAGCAGUGGCUCGGUGCCGCUGGAGCGGCAGGCGCCACGGGAGCACCCUGAGGGAGCAGGCCCGGCGCGUCCUGGAGGACACCACGGGGACUUGCGCACGGACCGCCCGCACACCUGCGCCUGCUUCCUCCUGUCCCCUUUGCCGGCGAGACUUGAAUGCUGCUGUGCCUGCUGGGCGUGGGCGUCCUGCCAGGUGGCACCUCCCCUGCUCCUGGCCCUGCUGCUGGCCGCCUGCCUCAGGAAGGCUGGCGAGAACAGGAGACGGGCGCCCGGGCCCCUCCGGAGGCACCCUGGGCUUCCCUGACGUCCUGCGUCCAUCGCCCCAGCCGGGGAGCCCGCAGGAUGGGCGUGGUUGGGCCUGCGCAGCUGCCCUGUCCCCUCGUGAACCGGGGCGUGGGUGGCGCGGGCACAGCCAGGCCACGCGGGGUGGAGUGCCCCAGGUCUGGAGCCCGCGGCCGUGUGCAUGUGUAUAUGUACCUGUGACUCUGCCCUCAUCUGUGUCCCGUCGCGCAGUCCAGAGCUGUGCAGGUGGACGGGGCGGCCUCUGCCGGAAGCGAGGCCUCCGC